AGGAGCGUUUGCGGUACACAGCUCUCCUCUCUCACACUCUCCCGGGAUAAAAACCUUUGCUUUGUUCGACUUUUAUCAUCUAGUGUUUUUAGAGCGUUGUCUCUUCACAUAUAGUAUAAAGUCACAACACCGGCUAUCCCCGUCUGAGUUUUUCUUAGACCAUACGAAACGAUCAAACGCUUUUUAACUACCGAUUCGUUAACUACCAACUACCAAGAUGCGUGUGUUUGCCCUCGUUAUGGUCUUCGUUGGUGUGGUGUCGUCAGUCAUCGCUUCGAUUAAUAUGGCGGACGUCAGCUGCGGACGGUCCCAGACACGCGUAGGGAGGAUUAAAAACGGCGACGAUGCUUAUCCAGGAGAAUUCCCUUGGCUGGUGUCCAUCCGCGUGGCUGGGCCUGGAAGCGCGCACUACUGUGGAGGUUCGCUGAUUCACAAGCGUUUCGUGCUCACGGCGGCCCACUGCGUUCAUUCAAACUUACCAAAAUAUUUAGUGGUGGUAGCGGGCGAGCAUGACCUCAGCUCGAAAGGUCAACAGUCAGAACAGGUCCUCGGAGUCAGUGACAUCAUCUCACACUCUAAUUACUCAAAGCGCUACAUCAACGACAUCGCCCUCCUGCAACUGAGCGAAGAUGCUGUAUGGUCCCGCUUUGUCCGACCCGUGUGCCUGCCAGACAAGCAAGUGGACGGACCCAAUGACCCCCUGGAUGGAAAGCCCGUGACAGUGGCCGGGUGGGGCAACACUGAUGAAGUGAAGAAUAAUGGCAAACUCUCAGACAUUCUCCAGAAGGUGACUGUGGAGGUACAGCCCCGUGCCAAGUGUGAAGAUUGGUACCACCAGGAAGUCGGUCGCCCCGUGGCACUCUAUGACACUCACCUGUGCGCCGGACUGGAAGAGGGUGGCAAGGACUCGUGCCAGGGAGACAGUGGCGGCCCCCUGCUCAUCAGCGACAGCCAGGGGCGUUUGGUCAACGUAGGCGUGGUGUCCAACGGCAUUGGCUGUGGGCGUCCGAGGGUGCCUGGUCUCUACACUCGCGUCUCCCGUUACAUCGACUGGAUCUCGGAGAAGAUUAAUGCCUCUGGAGUCGCCUAAAAAUCUUCUUCGUCUUCGUCCUCGUCCUCUUCCAUUUCUUCGUCGUCAUCUUCGUCUGCGUCUUCUUCGUAAUCGCCGUUGUCCUGCUCCGUUUUUCUUCGUCGUCAUCUUCGUCAUCGUCUUUUGUCUUACGUUCUGAUUCCCGUUUUAUUCUAUUUAUUUAUGAAUAUGCUUAUUUAUCACAAAUGAUCUCACUUAGAGUAAUCGAGCUAAUGUGCACAUUUUAAUGGGCAUAACAAUAUAUAUAUAUAUAUAUAUAUGGAUAUAUACAUAUAUAUGUACACAUAUCAGUAAUCUAAUUCGUAUGUGUGUGUGUGUGUGUGUGUGUGUGUGAGUGAGUGAGUGAGUGAGUGAGUGAGUG
Messenger RNA from Penaeus chinensis, 1451 nucleotides. RefSeq names its product trypsin-1-like. Gene Ontology annotation, biological process: proteolysis. The record is from RefSeq and is a predicted model, not a curated record. The coding region runs from base 218 to 1090 and encodes 290 amino acids. Gene Ontology annotation, molecular function: serine-type endopeptidase activity. NCBI's taxonomy places the organism in Eukaryota, Metazoa, Arthropoda, Malacostraca, Decapoda, Penaeidae. The transcript has 6 exons.